Molecule: messenger RNA, 1545 nt
Organism: Penicillium vulpinum
Lineage: Eukaryota; Fungi; Ascomycota; Eurotiomycetes; Eurotiales; Aspergillaceae
Product: cytochrome P450
Exons: 4
Coding region: 1-1545 (514 amino acids)
Molecular function (GO): heme binding; iron ion binding; monooxygenase activity
Source: RefSeq, a predicted model, not a curated record
AUGGCACCGGUGUCUUUCAACCUCUUGCAAACUCCCUUUUACGGCCUUGUGGCUGGGGCUGUUAUAAUUACUUGGUCGCUGGCAAAAUCUGUCCAAGCCUUUCAAAGAUGGAAGUACGCUCGUGCGAACGGCUGCCAGCCUCCCGCGCACUCGGUGUCCCACGGCCUGUUUGGCAUUGGCAUGGCCAUGGAACUAUUCAAAGCUGGCCCCGAGCAUAGGUUUCUUGAACUUCUUCGAGGCUGGCAUCGAAGCUACGGUCCAACAUUCAGGGCGAGAAUCGUGAAUCGAAAUACCAUCUUCACCGUCGACCCAAAGAACAUCCAAACAAUCCUCGCGUUGAAAUUCAAAGACUUCUCAGUGGGUCCGGCUCGUGAGUCAGUGCGUCCACUCGUAGGCAAUAGCAUAUUCGGUCUAGAUGGUACCGCGUGGGAACAUUCACGGGCUCUCCUCAAGCCUAAUUUCUCGCGUAAUCACAUUAACGACACUGGGUUAUAUGAGACCCACGUUGCCAAUCUCAUCGAGCAGAUCCCACGCGACGGAUCGACUAUCGAUUUGCUUCCACUUUUUUUCAAAGGGACUUUUGACACCGCUACCGAGUUUCUGUUCGGAGAGUCUGCUGACUCGCUGCGCGAAGAGGAAUCUCCUGCGGGCGCAAAAUUUGCGAAAGCUUUCGAUGUAGCCCAAUCGGUGACUGCCAUACGCUUCCGACUUGGGUAUUUAGGGGUGUUCUACCGCAGGAGAGAAUUGAAUGACGCAGUGAAAGUUAUCCGCGAGUAUGUCCAAAGGUUCGUACAAAAAGCGAUCGAUUAUCGUCUCGCAGUCGAUAGCGGGCGGGACAUUGAUCAAGAUAUUAAGCGGGUGACGGAAAGUCGAUACGUAUUUUCCCACGAGCUGUGCAAGCAGACACUUGACAAGACUACAAUAACCGACGAGCUACUGAGUCUUAUGUUUGCUGGUCGCGAUACCACUGCCAGCCUACUAAGCCUUGUGUUCUUCGUCUUGGCUCGACGACCUGAUGUGUGGGACAGACUUCAAAAAGAAAUCCUCAUUUUAGACGGACAAAAGCCAUCAUUCGAAGAAUUGAAAUCGAUCACUUACCUGGCCUGGGUUAUCAACGAGACUCUGCGCUUGUAUCCAAUCGCCCCCUUCGGUCUGCGUGAGGCCAACAAAGACACAUAUCUUCCCGUCGGCGGUGGGCUGGAUGGAAAAUCCCCUCUUCAUGUACCCAAGGGUCACGAGGUUCUCUACACUGUAUACGCAAUGCAGCGCGAUAAUGAAAUCUAUGGGCCCGAUGCCGAUGAGUUCCGGCCGGAGAGAUGGGAAAAGUUCAAGCCCGGAUGGGCAUACCUCCCUUUCAAUGGAGGUCCCCGAAUCUGCAUCGGCCAGCAGUUUGCACUAACGGAGACCGGGUAUACUAUUGUUCGGAUUUUGCAGCAGUUUGGGACAAUCGAAAAUCGAGAUCCGAACCCCUGGACGGAAAAUUUUGGAUUGACGUUGACAAACGCUAAUGGAACGAAGGUAGCUUUGACGCCUGUUCAAAAUUGA